AUAAUUCCGCCUUCUCCCACCUGUCUCACACCCUCUAGCCAAAACCCUAGCAGCCGCCCGGUGCUCCCUCUCUGCAGAUCUCCCUUCGCAGCCGCCGAGGAACCCCUUCACAGCGCGGAAGAUGGCUGAACAGGAGGCCCCAGUCGCGGUUGAGGCACCAACCCCAGUUCUUGGGGAGCCUAUGGACUUGAUGACUGCUCUGCAGCUCGUGAUGAAGAAGUCAAGUGCUCAUGACGGUCUUGUGAAGGGUCUCCGUGAGGCUGCCAAGGCCAUCGAGAAGCACGCCGCUCAGCUUUGCGUGCUUGCUGAGGACUGUGACCAGCCAGAUUACGUCAAGUUGGUGAAGGCACUCUGCGCUGAGCACAAUGUUCACCUGGUCACUGUUCCUGCCGCUAAGACUCUUGGCGAGUGGGCCGGGCUUUGCAAGAUUGACUCUGAGGGCAAGGCAAGGAAGGUUGUAGGCUGCUCCUGCGUCGUCGUCAAGGACUACGGUGAAGAAUCUGAGGGCCUUAACAUAGUGCAGGAGUAUGUCAAGUCGCACUAGAUGUGUGACAUGUUUCAGUGAUACUCUUGAUUUGGACCUGGGCUUAAAAUUAUGCUUUUGCAUCUGGGGCUUGCCUAGGAGAUUAGAACAUUUUACUAGAAGAGCCGAAGAGGAUAUGUAUGAACAAUUUGGACAUCUGAAUUUUUUUUGUUUAUGGUGCUGUCGUCUGGUUUUAAUGCAAAUCAUGAAGAGCCGAGUUUAUUCUUGAUUUGUGUUUACCUUUUUA
Molecule: messenger RNA, 770 nt
Organism: Zea mays
Lineage: Eukaryota; Viridiplantae; Streptophyta; Magnoliopsida; Poales; Poaceae
Product: ribosomal proteinS12 (homolog)
Exons: 5
Coding region: 122-544 (140 amino acids)
Biological process (GO): translation
Cellular component (GO): ribosome
Molecular function (GO): structural constituent of ribosome
Source: RefSeq, marked validated